This is a messenger RNA of Callorhinchus milii (elephant shark), 2723 nucleotides long. RefSeq names its product IQ motif containing E (gene iqce). The transcript has 22 exons. Gene Ontology annotation, molecular function: protein binding. The coding region runs from base 201 to 2027 and encodes 608 amino acids. NCBI's taxonomy places the organism in Eukaryota, Metazoa, Chordata, Chondrichthyes, Chimaeriformes, Callorhinchidae. The record is from RefSeq and is a predicted model, not a curated record.
UUUUCCUACAACACAGCGGAAAUGCACAGCUAAAACAAGGCGAGGACACACUAACCAUCAUUACCAACGAAUCUGACACCAGCAAGAAACCCAGGAAGAGGGCAAGUGGCAAACCUCCCAUAUCCCCAAAAUCCCCAUAUCUCUCCAACUCGUGUCUGCAGCCAAAGAAAUCUCCAGUUUGGCAUUCACUAACGGGAAGGAUGCAAGCGCACCAUCCGUCAGCCAAGGUCCCCAGAGAGCUGUGGCUGACAUCGCUCAGGCAGGAUCUGGGUGUGACACGGUCCCAGAACUCGGAGUACAACUCCGGAGCUAGCCGCAGUGUGAGCCGUGCCAGCACCACCCCCGAGUACCUGAAAGAAGCUUUCGGCAUGAGAAAGCCAAAACAUUCCCGGUUGGCUAAAAACGGCUACGUCCCCGGCACGCCCAACUACAAGGAGAGAGAAGACAUGUACGAUGAGAUCAUCAAACUGAAGAAAGUGAUCCAAGCUCACAAGACUGAGAAUGAUGUCACGAAAACUAAGCUCAGACGAUCAGAGGAGGAGAACAGCAAAAAGGAGAAGCAUAUCGAACAGCUCUUGGACCCUUCCAAGAGUUCGGAAUACACCAGGAGUCUGGUUGACAAGAACAACGUCAAUGGGAUUGUACGUGGAUUGAAACAGAAAAUCUUGAAGCUAGAGCAACAAUGCAGAGAGAAGGAGAACUCUUUGAAUAAACUCCAAACUGACCUGAAGACCAGCGACAUUGAGGAGAUGAGGAUCACCAUGGAGACAUACUAUGAGGAGAUUCAAAGGCUCCGACUUCUGUUGAGUGCAGAGAAAAAAGACCCUGCAGAGAGCAGAGAGUCGCAGAAACUCCUAAACUCCACCAGGUUGCGAUUGUCCAAAACCAUCAAACUUCUCCAAGAGGAGAACAAGACUCUGAAGAUGGACCUGGACCGAGUUCUCAGUAACUCUCCCGCGACCAGCACAGCACGGGGUUACAGCGAGUGGAGCAAACAGAGGCUGGUGAGGCGAGUGCUCGAGCUGGAGAGGAAAGCAGAGGAGCAGGAAUUGGGCUGGAGCAAAUUAGUUGGCGGUGGCAGAAAUAUGGAGGGACAGCUCCCAGUGCUGGACUGCGCUGCGGAGCGGCCCGAGCAGCGGGAAUCCUGCCUCCAGCAGGAAAGCCAUCACUUUCGUGGACUGGUGAAGAAGCUGAAGGACGACCGCAGAGAGCUGCAGGCGCAACUCGCCAGCAAGGAUGCCGAAGUAAAGAAAUUGAUCCAAGAGAAGUCUGAGCUGGGGAAAGUACUGGAGAGACUAACGCUUCAAGUUGAUCAAACCUCUGAGCAAACCAGGGAAGAGGUCUGGGGUCUGACAGAAAGGGUGAAACAGCUGGAGGCCACUCAGGAAGAGAAGCAGAGAGAGAAAGGAGAUGGCGUUGGGAAGAAAGAAGACACAGACUGGGACUCCGAGGCAACAGCCACCAUCCAGGCAGCUCUACAGGGGCAUCGAGCUCGGCAGAGGCAGCUCUCAGCCCGAGGUGACACCCACGCCACACACCCAAAGGAGCCAAACAGCACCUCCUCUCUGCACAACAAGAGCCCUUCUGCUUCUCCCAGUAACAGCACCCAGAGGCUUAUCUCUGCCCAGGUUGAGGACGAGGAGGCCAUCACCUUCAUCCAGUCCUCGUUGAGGGGUCACCUGAGCCGCAGAGAGCGUCUGACACAGAGCAACACAGGCAAAGCACAACCUACUCCUUCAACUCAACAAGCAAAAGAAGCUCCUGAUGUAGCAAGCAGGUCCAGCAAGGCCCGAAGCCGACCAGCAUAUCUGGAUUUCCACAAGGGGGAUGAGGACAGCGACGAGAUACCAGAGGAGUGUUUUGAAAUUGAAGACAAGGAAGAGAUGGAAUCUGUGAGGAAACUCAAUUUAUCAGCAAAUAGACCGCCAUUGGAGAGGUCCAGUUACGGGAGAGCAGAAGAUGUGGACUCAGACAACUCUGACGAUCUCGUCAUUGUUUCACUAAAAUCUCAGGAUUCCAACUUCUAGAGGCAGAUGUUUUCAAUGGAGGGGGCCAUGAUUCCAAUUGGGGCCCAGCAUUUGCUCCAGGUUUUGGGGUGUAGGAGGUGUGUACGUUUAUAGAUUCACAACGUAUAAACCGCCCUGCCCCCAUUUGUUUUAAAAUCUAAAAUCACUUGCCAACCAACCGAAUGCGCUCUGCCCUUCUGAAUGUAGCUGACUGCAGUGUUGCCAUCCCUUUCAAUUAUCUGGGUCAUGUUGAAACCUCCCGCCUUUUGCCUGCUCUCGUCACUGUGAGCGUACUUCAAUGAAGCUGCUAAUGUCUGUUUCAUGACUUAUUGGGAGUCGACGUUUGCAAAUAAAUUACAUUACAAAUUUACAUUUAUACAGCGCCUUUCACAUCGGGAGGAUGUUCCACAGUUCUUAACAAUCCAGGCUUACCUCCCAAGAUUUGGUUUCUGGCGUAGACUGAUAGUUUUUGAAGAGUGUUUUGUAGAGAAACUUAAAUGAACAAGUUGUGGCUUGUUUUGAAUAAUGCCUAGAUACCUAUUCAAAUGUUUCAUGUUUCUAAUCACCUGUGCCUUUGCUGGUUUACAUUGAUAGGAGGGAUUCUAGUAAUACCUUCAUAUUUAUUAUGUUUUUACUUUGUUUUAGAAUUUUUUAUAUUAUAAGAUUUUUUAAAAAACAUUUUAAUAUUGUAAAUAGAAAUUCCAAAUAAAAAUCUUU